Strongyloides ratti is the source of this 762-nucleotide messenger RNA. RefSeq lists its product as hypothetical. The record is from RefSeq and is a predicted model, not a curated record. The transcript has 3 exons. The coding region runs from base 1 to 762 and encodes 253 amino acids. Lineage: Eukaryota; Metazoa; Nematoda; Chromadorea; Rhabditida; Strongyloididae.
AUGAAACAGAAUAUCAAUGUUUUGAAUACAUUGAAGGUUUUUAAAAUAAAUAUGGUUAAUACAAGAAAACGAAGGUCGUCUAAUGUAAAUGAUUCUGGCAAAACAAACAAAAAAAAAUUAUUAAAUAAAAAUACAAACUCUUUAGAUAAUUCAAAAACAAAUCCAAAUAUUAGAGAAGUUGAAUUUUUAAAUCUUUCUAUAGAAGAACAACAAAAGGCAGAUUGGGAGUAUAAAGCUGGACAGUUACAAAAAGGUGCAAGAAUCUUUGCUCAUUUUAAUGGAUUAUAUUAUCCUGCACAGGCGACUGGUAAUUCAAAAGUAACAUCUAGAGAAGUUAUUUUUUUAGAUGACAAAACAAUUAAAUAUGUUCCUGUUAGUGGAAUAUAUAGAUUAAAUGAGUUAAGCGUUGAAACAAAAGUUGAAGUAAUAUUAUUUGACAUAACAAGUGAAUCAACAUAUUUUUCUCCAGGAAUAAUAGUAAAAUGCCCCUCACCAGAUGAUAUUAAUGAAUUUUAUAAUGGAAAUUAUCUUGUUUAUUUAGAAAGAAAACGAGAAGCUCGACAAUUUAAUUGGACACAAAUUUGUCUUAGUAAAGGAGUAAAUAAAAAUUCAAAAAAUUUAGAAAUGGAAAUUCAGAAUGGACUUGUUCAUGUUAAAUCAAAAGAGCCAAUGGCAAAGUCUGAAUUUUGUGAUCCAAUAAUUGGUAGAUCAUCAGAAAGAUAUAGAGCAAAAGGUGAAGCUGUAAUUAGAAAAUCAUCAUAA